This is a messenger RNA of Penicillium bovifimosum, 723 nucleotides long. Its product is annotated as kinase-related protein. NCBI's taxonomy places the organism in Eukaryota, Fungi, Ascomycota, Eurotiomycetes, Eurotiales, Aspergillaceae. Gene Ontology annotation, cellular component: cytoplasm. The transcript has 2 exons. Bases 1 to 723 code for a protein of 240 amino acids. The record is from RefSeq and is a predicted model, not a curated record.
AUGGAUCAGCAAGUAACCCGACUCGUCAACAAGAUCUGGGUCAAAUAUUGCUCGACUCCGGACGAUGCGCGCAUCAUGGUAGCCAUCAGUGGCAUUCCAGGCUCCGGGAAGACAGGUCUAGCAACCAUGAUGGCCACGCGCAUUAACGAAAUCCACGCCUCCGAGAACAUAACCAGCCCUAGUCCAAGACCGAUAGCCAUUGCCAUUCCAAUGGAUGGAUACCACCUGACGCGCGCACAGCUGGCCGCCAUGCCAGACCCGGUCUACGCGGCAGCACGGCGAGGCGCUGCCUUUACAUUCGAUGGCGAGAAGUUCUUGUCGCUCGUUCGUGAUUUGCGACAACCAAUUCACAAGCAGACGGUCAAUCUCUACGCUCCUAGCUUCGACCAUGCUGUCAAGGACCCUGUUGAUGGGGAUAUUGUCAUUCCGGCGGAUUGUCGGGUGGUCUUCUUCGAGGGCAAUUAUCUGAGUUUGAAUCGAGAGCCGUGGAGUACGGCUGCUGCGCUGAUGGAUGAGCUCUGGUUUGUGGAUGUUGACUUUGAGGUUGCGAGGAAGCGGUUGGUUCUGAGACAUAUUAAGGCUGGCAUUGCGAAAGAUGCGGAGGAGGCGGAUAAGAGGGCCAGAGAGAAUGAUCUGGUCAAUGGGAAGGAGAUUGUCGAGGAGAGAUUGCCGGUGCAGGAGGUUGUUUCGAGUAUCUUCGAUCCAAUUUGGGAGAAGUCAUGA